Cavenderia fasciculata is the source of this 519-nucleotide messenger RNA. RefSeq lists its product as uncharacterized. The coding region runs from base 1 to 519 and encodes 172 amino acids. The transcript has 4 exons. The record is from RefSeq and is a predicted model, not a curated record. Gene Ontology annotation, molecular function: protein heterodimerization activity. NCBI's taxonomy places the organism in Eukaryota, Evosea, Eumycetozoa, Acytosteliales, Cavenderiaceae.
AUGAAAUCAAUUAAUAUGUCACCACCAAUUCAAAGUAACAGAAAUGUCAAUAUCUCCAUUAGGUUUAAGUUGUAUGAUAAUAGGAAGAGUUUAAAAGAUUUCCAAAGUGCUACUAGAUUGGUACUUUCUGGUGAUCUUGCCAAAGGAGCCAUUGACCAUGGAAUUAAAUCAUUAGAUAACCCUAAAGAACUGUACUUUCAACCAAGUUUUUGUUUACAAGAUAUGAAAGAAUCAAAGUUGUUUAAUAAUUUCCCAAAAAGUUGUGGUAUCCAUCUAUCUGCAAUGUUGGACUAUUUAGUUACUUGUGUACUAGGAGUAUCUAUCAAAGUAGCUAUACAAUAUAAUACAAUUAGAUUGUUACCAGUUCUUAUUAAAAUAGGUAUUUCCAAAGAUAGAGAAUUGGAAGAUUUAUUUAAUGGUAUUAUCAUUCCAUCCUCUGGUGGUAGAGAUGAAGAGGAAGAUAUUAGUAGUGAAGAAAUAAGUAGUGAUGAUGAUAGUUGUGGUUCUCAAGAUUAUUAA